UUUUGAUGUAGAAAACAAUAAGUAAUUUAUAUAUAAUAUGUAAUUGUAUUCCUAUAAAAUAAUUUCACAUCAAUGCAACACUGCCGCACACUUCUUAAAAGGCGCAGAAAGCACGAAGAUUGUUGCAAAAGAGACUUUCCGUGGCCGUGGAUGCCGCUGAUUGCUUUACGCGGCACUUCUCCUCCAUUGGGUGGAUUUGAUGAAGGUGGGGUCUCGUUUCUGAGCCCACUGGAGUCUUUGCUCUCUGCACGCGCGACGUCUCUUGCAGCAAGAGGUGUCGAGGAGGAUUUAGGAGUUAGUUUGUGUGUGUGUGUGUGUGCUGUCAGGAUCACACCCCACGCGCAAUUUAUGCAAGUCUUUACGCGGCUUGGGGGUUAAUAUUUGCAGCCUGAAAGUGCGCGCCAUCAACAAGUAGGAGGGCGCACGUUUUUGUGUUACUAGUGUGUGUGUGUGUGUGUGUGUGUGUGUGUGUGGAGCAUGAAGAAGCAUGGCUUGGUGUGAGCGUGGGGUUCAGACGCUGUUGGCCACCGUGGGGGCUUUUGCCGCCUUCAGCCUGAUGAGCAUCGCCAUCGGGACGGACUACUGGCUCUACUCGCGGGCGUACAUCUGCAACGCCACCAACAGCAGCGUGGACGACACGCAGCCGCAGCCCCGGAGCAGAAAGGGCGACCUGACGCACUCCGGACUGUGGAGGAUCUGCUGUAUUGAGGGCAUCAAUCAAGGCAGCUGUUACAGAAUCAACCAUUUCCCCGACGACAACGACUACGACACAGACAGCUCGGAAUACCUGCUGCGUAUAGUGCGGGCCUCCAGCGUCUUUCCCAUCCUCAGCACGGUUCUGUUGAUGCUGGGCGGCUUGUGCGUGGGAGUGGGCCGAGUCUACAGCAAGACCAACAACGUCCUCCUCAGCGCGGGCAUCCUCUUUGUUGCCGCAGGUCUGAGCAACAUCAUCGGCAUCAUCGUGUACAUCUCCAGCAACGCGGGAGACCCCAACGACAAGCGGGACGACGACAGGAAGUACACCUACUCCUACGGCUGGUCCUUCUACUUCGGCGCCCUCUCCUUCAUCGUGGCCGAAACGGUGGCCGUCCUGGCCAUCAACAUCUACAUUGAGAAAAACAAGGAAGUCCGCUGGAGGGCGCGGCGCGACUUCGUCCGCUCCCUCUCGUCCUCGUCGCCGUACUCCAGGAUCCCCAGUUUCCGCUACCGCCGGCGGACCUCGCACGCCAGCUCUCACUCCACAGAGGGCUCGCGGGAGAACUCUCCCGUGGUCGGCCUGAAGCGGGCGCCGUCCUCCGGCAGGCCCUUGGACGAGCUGUCCAUGUACGCGCUGGCCAGGGACGGCGUGACGGAGAACGCCUACAGUCCGGAGCACGAGGCGGCCGCGGAGUUCCUACAGGUGCACAACUGUUUCUCCAACGACUUGAAGGACGGGGUGAACCGCAGGACCACGCCGGUGUGAGUCGUGCCGUGAAGCCGGGUCUCCCUUUUGAAACGGACGAUCCCUUGCUUCAUUUUUUGUGUACCCGCUUGUAGAGAUCGUGGCUGCUGCUGAAGAGUCGUGUGCGCCGUAGCCAACGUGAAGUCAGUGUUAGCGUCGUGGAGCUGGCAACGGGAUGCCAGAUGCUGUUUAUCACGCAGUAUUGGUCAGUAUUCCACCUGUAUAUGACUUAACAAGGUGCUAUGUUCUACUAUCAAGUGUUCUAUUUGUGUGAUGCUUUGAAUUGUGGAGCUCACUCCAGAGUCCACGUUUCGAUUAAGAGUGUGACCAACUACAGAUGAGACAUCCCACGCCAGCUAUGUGAACCACUACCCUACCUGUGGCCCAAACGGUGGUACAAAAUACAAACCCCGUUUCCAUAUGAGUUGGGAAAUUGUGUUAGAUGUAAAUAUAAACAGAAUACAAUGAUUUGCAAAUCCUUUUCAACCCAUAUUCAGUUGAAUGCACUUCAAAGACAAGAUAUUUGAUGUUCAAACUCAUAAACUUUUUCGCAAGUAAUAAUCAACUUAGAAUUUCAUGGCUGCAACACGUGCCAAAGUAGUUGGGAAAGGGCAUGUUCACCACUGUGUCACAUCACCUUUUCUUUUAACAACACUUAAUAAACGUUUGGGAACUGAGGAAAGUAAUUGUUGAAGCUUUGAAAGUGGAAUUUUUUCCCAUUCUUGUUUUAUGUAGAGCUUCAGUCGUUCAACAAUCCGGGGUCUCCGCUGUCGUAUUUUACGCUUCAUAAAGCGCCACACAUUUUCGAUGGGAGACAGGUCUGGACUGCAGGCGGGCCAGGAAAGUACCCGCACGCUGUUGUAACAUGUGUUGAAUGCGGCUUGGUAUUGUCUUGCUGAAAUAAGCAGGGGGGACCAUGAAAAAGACGCCGCUUAGAUGGCAGCAUAUGUUGUUCCAAAACCUGUAUGUAACUUUCAGCAUUAAUGGUGCCUUCACAGAUGUGUAAGUUACCCAUGCCUUGGGCACUAAUGCACCCCCAUACCAUCACAGAUGCUGGCUUUUCAACUUUGGGUCGGUAACAGUCUGGAUGGUUCGCUUCCCCUUUGGUCCGGAUGACACGAUGUCAAAUAUUUCCAAAAACAAUUUGAAAUGUGGACUCAUCAGACCACAGAACCGUUUUCCACUUUGCAUCAGUCCAUCUUAGAUGAUCUCGGGCCCAGAGAAGCCGGCGGCGUUUCUGGAUGUUGUUGAUAAAUCACGCAGUAUUGGGCAGUAUUCCACCUGUAUAUGACUUAACAAGGUGCUAUGUUCUACUAUCAAGUGUUCUAUUUGUGUGAUGCUUUGAAUUGUGGAGCUCACUCCAGAGUCCACGUUUCGAUUAAGAGUGUGACCAACUACAGAUGAGACAUCCCACGCCAGCUAUGUGAACCACUACCCUACCUGUGGCCCAAACGGCGGUACAAAAUACACACCCCGUUUCCAUAUGAGUUGGGAAAUUGUGUUAGAUGUAAAUAUAAACAGAAUACAAUGAUUUGCAAAUCCUUUUCAACCCAUAUUCAGUUGAAUGCACUUCCAAGACAAGAUAUUUGAUGUUCAAACUCAUAAACUUUUUCGCAAAUAAUAAUCAACUUAGAAUUUCAUGGCUGCAGCACGUGCCAAAGUAGUUGGGAAAGGGCAUGUUCACCACGGUGUUACAUCACCUUUUCUUUUAACAACACUUAAUAAACGUUUGGGAACUGAGGAAAGUAAUUGUUGAAGCUUUGAAAGUGGAAUUCUUUCCCAUUCUUGUUUUAUGUAGAGCUUCAGUCGUUCAACAGUCCCGGGUCUCCAAUGUCGUAUUUUACGCUUCAUAAUGCGCCACACAUUUUCGAUGGGAGACAGGUCUGGACUGCAGGCGGGCCAGGAAAGUACCCACACGCUGUUGUAACAUGUGUUGAAUGCGGCUUGGUAUUGUCUUGCUGAAAUAAGCAGGGGGGACCAUGAAAAAGACGCCGCUUAGAUGGCAGCAUAUGUUGUUCCAAAACCUGUAUGUAACUUUCAGCAUUAAUGGUGCCUUCACAGAUGUGUAAGUUACCCAUGCCUUGGGCACUAAGGCACCCCCAUACCAUCACAGAUACUGGCUUUUCAACUUUGGGUCGGUAACAGUCUGGAUGGUUCGCUUCCCCUUUGGUCCGGAUGACACGAUGUCAAAUAUUUCCAAAAACAAUUUGAAAUGUGGACUCAUCAGACCACAGAACCGUUUUCCACUUUGCAUCAGUCUAUCUUAGAUGAUCUCGGGCCCAGAGAAGCCGGCGGCGUUUCUGGAUGUUGUUGAUAAAUCACGCAGUAUUGGGCAGUAUUCCACCUGUAUAUGACUUAACAAGGUGCUAUGUUCUACUAUCAAGUGUUCUAUUUGUGUGAUGCUUUGAAUUGUGGAGCUCACUCCAGAGUCCACGUUUCGAUUAAGAGUGUGACCAACUACAGAUGAGACAUCCCACGCCAGCUAUGUGAACCACUACCCUACCUGUGGCCCAAACGGUGGUACAAAAUACAAACCCCGUUUCCAUAUGAGUUGGGAAAUUGUGUUAGAUGUAAAUAUAAACAGAAUACAAAGAUUUGCAAAUCCUUUUCAACCCAUAUUCAGUUGAAUGCACUUCAAAGACAAGAUAUUUGAUGUUCAAACUCAUAAACUUUUUUGCAAAUAAUAAUUAACUUAGAAUUUCAUGGCUGCAGCACGUGCCAAAGUAGUUGGGAAAGGGCAUGUUCACCACUGUGUUACAUCACCUUUUCUUUUAACAACACUUAAUAAACGUUUGGGAACUGAGGAAAGUAAUUGUUGAAGCUUUGAAAGUGGAAUUUUUUCCCAUUCUUGUUUUAUGUAGAGCUUCAGUCCUUCAACAGUCCGGGGUCUCCAAUGUCGUAUUUUACGCUUCAUAAUGCGCCACGAAUUUUCGAUGGGAGACAGGUCUGGACUGCAGGCAGGCCAGGAAAGUACCCGCACGCUGUUGUAACAUGUGUUGAAUGCGGCUUGGUAUUGUCUUGCUGAAAUAAGCAGGGGGGACCAUGAAAAAGACGCCGCUUAGAUGGCAGCAUAUGUUGUUCCAAAACCUGUAUGUACCUUUCAGCAUUAAUGGUGCCUUCACAGAUGUGUAAGUUACCCAUGCCUUGGGCACUAAUGCACCCCCAUACCAUCACAGAUGCUGGCUUUUCAACUUUGGGUCGGCAACAGUCUGGAUGGUUCGCUUCCCCUUUGGUCCGGAUGACACGAUGUCAAAUAUUUCCAAAAACAAUUUGAAAUGUGGACUCAUCAGACCACAGAACCGUUUUCCACUUUGCAUCAGUCCAUCUUAGAUGAUCUCGGGCCCAGAGAAGCCGGCGGCGUUUCUGGAUGUUGUUGAUAAAUCACGCAGUAUUGGGCAGUAUUCCACCUGUAUAUGACUUAACAAGGUGCUAUGUUCUACUAUCAAGUGUUCUAUUUGUGUGAUGCUUUGAAUUGUGGAGCUCACUCCAGAGUCCACGUUUCGAUUAAGAGUGUGACCAACUACAGAUGAGACAUCCCACGCCAGCUAUGUGAACCACUACCCUACCCGUGGCCCAAACGGUGGUACAAAAUACACACCCCGUUUCCAUAUGAGUUGGGAAAUUGUGUUAGAUGUAAAUAUAAACAGAAUACAAUGAUUUGCAAAUCCUUUUCAACCCAUAUUCAGUUGAAUGCACUUCAAAGACAAGAUAUUUGAUGUUCAAACUCAUAAACUUUUUCGCAAAUAAUAAUCAACUUAGAAUUUCAUGGCUGCAGCACGUGCCAAAGUAGUUGGGAAAGGGCAUGUUCACCACUGUGUCACAUCACCUUUUCUUUUAACAACACUUAAUAAACGUUUGGGAACUGAGGAAAGUAAUUGUUGAAGCUUUGAAAGUGGAAUUUUUUCCCAUUCUUGUUUUAUGUAGAGCUUCAGUCGUUCAACAAUCCGGGGUCUCCAAUGUCGUAUUUUACGCUUCAUAAUGCGCCACACAUUUUCGAUGGGAGACAGGUCUGGACUGCAGGCGGGCCAGGAAAGUACCCGCACGCUGUUGUAACAUGUGUUGAAUGCGGCUUGGUAUUGUCUUGCUGAAAUAAGCAGGGGCCACCAUGAAAAAGACGCCGCUUAGAUGGCAGCAUAUGUUGUUCCAAAACCUGCAUGUAACUUUCAGCAUUAAUGGUGCCUUCACAGAUGUGUAAGUUACCCAUGACUUGGGCACUAAUGCACCCCCAUACCAUCACAGAUGCUGGCUUUUCAACUUUGGGUCGGUAACAGUCUGGAUGGUUCGCUUUCCCUUUGGUCCGGAUGACACAAUGUCAAAUAUUUCCAAAAACAAUUUGAAAUGUGGACUCAUCAGACCACAGAACCGUUUUCCACUUUGCAUCAGUCCAUCUUAGAUGAUCUCGGGCCCAGAGAAGCCGGCGGCGUUUCUGGAUGUUGUUGAUAAAUCACGCAGUAUUGGGCAGUAUUCCACCUGUAUAUGACUUAACAAGGUGCUAUGUUCUACUAUCAAGUGUUCUAUUUGUGUGAUGCUUUGAAUUGUGGAGCUCACUCCAGAGUCCACGUUUCGAUUAAGAGUGUGACCAACUACAGAUGAGACAUCCCACGCCAGCUAUGUGAACCACUACCCUACCUGUGGCCCAAACGGUGGUACAAAAUACACACCCCGUUUCCAUAUGAGUUGGGAGAUUGUGUUAGAUGUAAAUAUAAACAGAAUACAAUGAUUUGCAAAUCCUUUUCAACCCAUAUUCAGUUGAAUGCACUUCAAAGACAACAUAUUUGAUGUUCAAACUCAUAAACUUUUUCGCAAAUAAUAAUCAACUUAGAAUUUCAUGGCUGCAGCACGUGCCAAAGUAGUUGGGAAAGGGCAUGUUCACCACUGUGUUACAUCACCUUUUCUUUUAACAACACUCAAUAAACGUUUGGGAACUGAGGAAACUAAUUGUUGAAGCUUUGAAAGUGGAAUUUUUUCCCAUUCUUGUUUUAUGUAGAGCUUCAGUCCUUCAACAAUCCGGAGUCUCCAAUGUCGUAUUUUACGCUUCAUAAUGCGCCACGAAUUUUUGAUGGGAGACAGGUCUGGACUGCAGGCGGGCCAGGAAAGUACCCGCACGCUGUUGUAACAUGUGUUGAAUGCGGCUUGGUAUUGUCUUGCUGAAAUAAGCAGGGGCGACCAUGAAAAAGACGGCGCUUAGAUGGCAGCAUAUGUUGUUCCAAAACCUGUAUGUAACUUUCAGCAUUAAUGGUGCCUUCACAGAUGUGUAAGCUACCCAUGCCUUGGGCACUAAUGCACCCCCAUACCAUCACAGAUGCUGGCUUUUCAACUUUGGGUCGGUAACAGUCUGGAUGGUUCGCUUCCCCUUUGGUCCGGAUGACACGAUGUCAAAUAUUUCCAAAAACAAUUUGAAAUGUGGACUCAUCAGACCACAGAACCGUUUUCCACUUUGCAUCAGUCCAUCUUAGAUGAUCUCGGGCCCAGAGAAGCCGGCGGCGUUUCUGGAUGUUGUUGAUAAAUCACGCAGUAUUGGGCAGUAUUCCACCUGUAUAUGACUUAACAAGGUGCUAUGUUCUACUAUCAAGUGUUCUAUUUGUGUGAUGCUUUGAAUUGUGGAGCUCACUCCAGAGUCCACGUUUCGAUUAAGAGUGUGACCAACUACAGAUGAGACAUCCCACGCCAGCUAUGUGAACCACUACCCUACCUGUGGCCCAAACGGUGGUACAAAAUACAAACCCCGUUUCCAUAUGAGUUGGGAAAUUGUGUUAGAUGUAAAUAUAAACGGAAUACAAUGAUUUGCAAAUCCUUUUCAACCCAUAUUCAGUUGAAUGCACUUCAAAGACAAGAUAUUUGAUGUUCAAACUCAUAAACUUUUUCGCAAAUAAUAAUUAACUUAGAAUUUCAUGGCUGCAACACGUGCCAAAGUAGUUGGGAAAGGGCAUGUUCACCACUGUGUUACAUCACCUUUUCUUUUAACAACACUCAAUAAACGUUUGGGAACUGAGGAAACUAAUUGUUGAAGCUUUGAAAGUGGAAUUCUUUCCCACUCUUGUUUUAUGUAGAGCUUCAGUCGUUCAACAGUCAGGGGUCUCCGCUGUCGUAUUUUACGCUUCAUAAUGCGCCACACAUUUUCGAUGGGAGACAGGUCUGGACUGCAGGCGGGCCAGGAAAGUACCCGCACGCUGUUGUAACAUGUGUUGAAUGCGGCUUGGUAUUGUCUUGUUGAAAUAAGCAGGGGCCACCAUGAAAAAGACGCCGCUUAGAUGGCAGCAUAUGUUGUUCCAAAACCUGUAUGUAUCCAUCCAUCCAUUUUCUACCGCUUAUUCCCUUUCGGGGUCGCGGGGGGCGCUGGCGCCUAUCUCAGCUACAAUCGGGCGGAAGGCGGGGUACACCCUGGACAAGUCGCCACCUCAUCACAGGGCUAACACAGAUAGACAGACAACAUUCACAUUCACACACUAGGGCCAAUUUAGUGUUGCCAAUCAACCUAUCCCCAGGUGCAUGUCUUUGGAAGUGGGAGGAAGCCGGAGUACCCGGAGGGAACCCACGCAUUCACGGGGAGAACAUGCAAACUCCACACAGAAAGAUCCCGAGCCUGGAUUUGAACCCAGGACUGCAGGACCUUCGUAUUGUGAGGCAGACGCACUAACCCCUCUGCCACCGUGAAGCCACCUGUAUGUACCUUUCAGCAUUAAUGGUGCCUUCACAGAUGUGUAAGUUACCCAUGCCUUGGGCACUAAUGCACCCCCAUACCAUCACAGAUGCUGGCUUUUGAACUUUGGGUCGGUAACAGUCUGGAUGGUUCGCUUCCCUUUUGGUCCGGAUGACACGAUGUCAAAUAUUUCCAAAAACAAUUUGAAAUGUGGACUCAUCAGACCACAGAACCGUUUUCCACUUUGCAUCAGUCCAUCUUAGAUGAUCUCGGGCCCAGAGAAGCCGGCGGCGUUUCUGGAUGUUGUUGAUAAAUCGCUUUCGCUUUGCAUAGUAGAGCUUUAACUUGCACUUACAGAUGUAGCGACGAACUGCAUUUAGUGUCAGUGGUUUUCUGAAGUGUUCCUGAGCCCAUGUGGUGAUAUCCUUUAGAGAUUGAUGUCGGUUUUUGAUACAGUGCCGUCUGAGGGAUCAAUGUUGGUUUCCGGCCAUGCCGCUUACGUGGAGUGAUUUCUCCAGAUUCUCUGAACCUUUUGAUGAUAUUAAUCAGUUUGAACAUCAAAUAUGUUGUCUUUGUAGCACAUUCAACUGAAUAUGGGUUGAAAAUGAUUUGCAAAUCAUUGCAUUCCGUUUAUAUUUACAUCUAACACAAUUUCCCAACUCAUAUGGAAUAGAGGUUUGUAGAUAUGCUUUUGUAUUCUUCAUACUGUCAACACAUAUCACACAGAACUGAAUUGUUUAAUAUUUAUAGCAGGAGUCUUCCAUUUUUUCCAGGCCAAGGGCCCUCAAACUGAGGGGAAAAUGGACCGGGAACCCCCUUCUUAUAUAGCCGGUCUGAAAUUGUACAAAACCCAAAACCAGUGAAGUUGGCACGUUUUGUAAUUCGUAAAUAAGGUGGCGGCUUGUCAAGGUUGUACCCCGCCUUCCGCCCUGAUUGUAGGUGAGAACAGAGUACAAUGAUCUGCAAAUCCUUUUCCUCUCCCGGGCAGAAGGGCGACACGGCAGUGCGGCUGGAUUGAAAGAGCGGAGUGUCGGACAAAAAGUUGCUUUAUCACAAGCAAGUGUCAUUAUACAGGACCGCAGUACCUGGAGGAGGUCAAGACAAAAAAAAAUGAGGCUCUCCUAAAUUGGAGGGGCCAAACCACAGUCUUUUUUUCCUUCUUUCUCUGUCUGGGUGUGUGUUAGUUCAAGAGCGUACAACCUGACUAUGUAAGGAGAUGUUCAUGUGUAAGUGACUUUAAUGUUGAUGUGAAGAUAGACAAGGAGUCUCUCCUCCAGGAUAGAGCUAUCACUUUUGCAUUCCGAAGUCUGAAUGUAUUCAGCCAGUCAACAUGCCAAUGUCCAACUAAGGCUUCUAAAUUUGUUAUGGACUAGUUAUUUACUUAAACCCGAUGGUUCGCUUUCUCCAAGUUGAAUAUAAACAUUCACCAUAUGCAGAACAUAAUAUGAGUUCAUUAAUUCACUUCAGGAGUUAAGCUACCGCCAAGAUACUGGAAAAUAUAGUUAAGCCACGUGGCUAAGCUACAUGUAGAACCACUACACUAUAAAUCAUUAUUAUAUAAACUGCAGACUAACUCAGUACCAAACUGAACUGUGGGUCUUAGUUGGCUUAGUGGUUUACGUAGCAGACUUUAUGGACCCUUCAUAUUUUUUUUUUUUUACAUUGGGGGCCACUGGAAGGGUAGUAGUUCACAUAGUUGUCUUUCAUGCAGUUUGUAUGAAUAAUUUGCCAUCACAGAGAAAAAGAUCUAAUGUUAUUUCUUUGCAACAAAAUAUUCACUUCUAUUAAGUUGGUCUUUAGUGUAAAAGGUUUCGUCCCUUCAGUCCUUCUGGAAUAAAAAUUUUCUUCUCUGACUCGAUUAAUCACACGAUGGAAAAAUGCCACCUCAGCACAAUGACUCCUUCACCUUUCAGAGAGUGACCAGGGCCAGAAUAUUAUACAGAAUAAUACAUAUAUUCAAAUACAUAUCAAUUUAAUGGAGUAUCUGUAAAUAAAAAUGUUUAAAAAUGUAUUUAUACCAAUAACAGCCUCCUCUGUAAUGAACACCUUACCAAAAACAGAAGCCUGUCUUGUCUUGAGUUAAAUGUUUUUUUUAUAAGAUUAAAAAUAAAUAAUGUACACAAAGUAAUGUUUUGAGUUGGACGUAUUAUAAUAUGUGUCCUUUAAGAAAAAUAAAUGGGGCUGUAUUUAAUUUAGUUGUAACCUCAACUGUUUAUCUGUUUUUUUUUUUACAUAUUUUUAUGAAGUGUAAUAGAUUCCACCUUGCCUGUCCAUUCCGUCUCUUGUCCAUCAAUAUUUAAUCUUUCAUCAUUGCACCUUGGC
Molecule: messenger RNA, 10403 nt
Organism: Nerophis ophidion (straightnose pipefish)
Lineage: Eukaryota; Metazoa; Chordata; Actinopteri; Syngnathiformes; Syngnathidae
Gene: cacng4b
Product: calcium channel, voltage-dependent, gamma subunit 4b
Exons: 4
Coding region: 488-1462 (324 amino acids)
Biological process (GO): regulation of AMPA receptor activity; neurotransmitter receptor internalization; neurotransmitter receptor transport, postsynaptic endosome to lysosome
Cellular component (GO): postsynaptic density membrane; AMPA glutamate receptor complex; voltage-gated calcium channel complex
Molecular function (GO): voltage-gated calcium channel activity; channel regulator activity
Source: RefSeq, a predicted model, not a curated record